Nanorana parkeri is the source of this 1384-nucleotide messenger RNA. RefSeq names its product penta-EF-hand domain containing 1 (gene PEF1). NCBI's taxonomy places the organism in Eukaryota, Metazoa, Chordata, Amphibia, Anura, Dicroglossidae. The record is from RefSeq and is a predicted model, not a curated record. Bases 91 to 939 code for a protein of 282 amino acids. Gene Ontology annotation, biological process: COPII vesicle coat assembly. The transcript has 5 exons. Gene Ontology annotation, molecular function: calcium ion binding.
CGUAAUGGGAGGCCACUUCCUAGUCGUUCUUUGACCGAACAGAUUGAGUUAACCUGUCAGCACUCAGAGGCAGUACACGGCAACGGUGAUAUGGCGAGUUAUCAAUACGGACAGGGAUACCAUGGUUCGGGAGGACAGGCCCCUGGGGCACCUCAAGGGGGUUAUCAUCCUGGAUCUCAAUAUGGAGGAGGUCGUCCUGCUGGCCAGCCUGCGUAUGGUGGUUCUGCACCAGGUGCACCAUAUGGACCUCCUCAAGGUGGUGGCUAUGGACAGCCUAUGCAAGGGGGUGCAGCACCAGGGGGACCAGGAGGUUCUUAUGGAAGCCAUGCUCCUGGGGGACCUUAUGGUGGGCAAGGAUCCAAUCCUUAUGGAGCUCCUCAACAAGGCCAGUAUGGACAAGCUGCUCCAGGGAAUAUACCUCAAGGAGUUAACGCAGAGGCUUUCUCCUGGUUCCAGACUGUGGACACUGACAGGAGUGGGUACAUAACAUUAAAAGAGCUCAAACAAGCACUGGUCAACACCAACUGGUCAGCAUUUAAUGAUGAAACCUGUAUCAUGAUGCUAAACAUGUUUGAUAGAGGUCAGUGUGGAAAGAUUGAUCUGUUUGGAUUUUCGGCUCUGUGGACAUUCCUUCAACAGUGGAAAAGCUUGUUCCAGCAGUAUGACCGAGAUAGGUCUGGCUGUAUUAGCCAUGCAGAACUACACCAAGCUCUUAACCAGAUGGGAUUCAGUCUGAGCCCACAGUUUGUGCAGCAUGUGAUGUCCCUACAUGCUCCCCGCUCUGCCAACAUGACCUUGCAGCUAGAUGGCUUUAUACAAGUUUGUACCAAGCUGCAGAGUAUGACCGAAGCAUUUCGGGAAAAAGACACAGCGCGAUCCGGCAGUGCAAAACUGAGUUAUGAUGAUUUUCUCACCCUGUUCGUGCAACGCCUUCUUUAAAAACAUAAUGGCUGAUAAAAUGGCUGUAAAACCUCAAGUUCUUUUUCCUAGACGUGUAUCUUUACCCCAUGUAAUGAGCAGAUGCUUACAUUUUAAAGAGGUGCUGUGGCAGUUCCUGUACACUAGAACCAUGUUACAUUUUUUUGUCAGUCUUUUUUUCUGUAAAAUAGGCUUACAUAGUGACAACCUGUAUUUAAAUUCAUAUUGCCUAUAUUCCUCCUACUAAAUUGUACAGCACUUUUGUAUAAUGUAAGGCUAUAUUCUUGAACAUGGCUCACAUAGGAAAAUGUAUAAUCUAACUGUUCAAAUGACAUUGGUACAGCUGUAAUAUGAUGGCUAAUGAAGCUACCAUUUAGGAAGCAGCUUUUUACUUUAUGGGAACUUAAGCAGUACACAAAUGAUCUAUCUUUGUUUCUAAUGAAAAUUGCAUUUGUAAUCAAACCUA